AUGCUUAGAACCUCAUAAUGCAAGAAUAGAAGUCCCAUUAAGAAAACUAAAAAGAAAAAUACUAAGAAACUCAAGGGACAAAUCAUUUCCCUUACAAAGAAUAUUUGGAAUGGCUAAAUUAAACUCAACAAAAAGAAUUCAUAAUUUCGUUCGAUAUCAUACAUACAAACAUGUUUCUAUAAAUCAAGGGGAAAGUCCUAUUUUAUGAAAUUAAUUGACUAUAUCAGCUGCAAAAGAAUAAUAUUUUAUUUUAUAUAUUUUUAAGAUAAAUAUUGGCUAAGAAAUAGUUUUAUUAAAGUUUUAGAUAACUAAAGAUAGUUUAAGAUUGAAAAAAAAAUAAAAAUUUAAUUUUGGGUUUUCGCCAUCAAUACUAAUUCAAUUAUAUAUUCGAAUGAUAAAUAAUAUGAUGAGGCUAUUAAAAUAUUAGAUAAAGCAUUAAGUUUUAAUACAAAGCAUUAAUUAUCAUUAUAUAGUAAAGGUAUGAUUAUAUUUUAAUGUAUUAGCGGAUAGUUUAAAAAUGCUUGGUUAAUAUAAUGAAGCAAUCAUUUGGGCAGAUAAAGCUUUACAAAUUAAUCCAAAGGAUUGUUUUUCUUUACGUACUAAAGGUAUGAUCAUAUUUAUUUGUUUAAAGGUGAUUCAUUAAGAUUAUUGAAAGAUUAUAAGGAAGCUUUGAAAGUAAUUGAUUAAUCUCUAUCAAUCAACCCAAAUCAUUUGAGUUCAUUAUAAUCAAAAGGUUGAUGUAUGUUAUAUUUUCAAGGGCAUUGUUUACAAAAUUAGAAUAAUUAUUAAGAAGCCUUAUUAUUUUAUGAAAAAGCUCUAAAGAUUGAUUCAAAUCAUUAAUGGACCAAAAAUAGAAAAGGUAAUAUAUAUCUUAAUAUUAAGAUGAAUGUUUAAAAGCUUUAAAUACUAAAUGA
Molecule: messenger RNA, 914 nt
Organism: Paramecium pentaurelia
Lineage: Eukaryota; Ciliophora; Oligohymenophorea; Peniculida; Parameciidae
Source: the annotation of a GenBank genome assembly